AUGUCGUCCGGGAACCCUUUUCGCGCCUCGCAAGCGUUUCCUCGGCCCGCGCCCGUACCGCAGACUUCCUUUAUCAACACGGAUAGCAGCGUGCUCGAGGCUCGCCGGGGAGACAGCGACCAUGUGCUCGAAGAUGCCGCCGCGCCUACAAAGACGAAGAAGUCUGUACGCAUAGUCUCUCCCACUACCACCAUUCCGCCGCCGCCCAACUUCGACGACGACAACAAUGUCACGCUCAACGAACUCAUGGCCCGGCGAGCAAGCCAUGGAGGUCGCCCUGCGAGCCCGCCGCCUCCGGUGAACCCCGCCGGUUUUGCCAACCACUCCAUUACCGCAGGCGAAGCCAAUGCGCAGGUGAUUGGGAAAGAUGCCCUGGUGACAGCAGGCGCAUUGCCCAGCACCAGACCAUACUUGAGCGGAUCACAAGGAGCUUCUGCGCCAGGCAAUGCACCCGCGAACCCGUUCUCAAAAAAGCUGGCAUCGCUGGAACCGCAGCAGGGCGAGGGCAGCACGGAAGAACGGACAAAUGCGCAAAGGCCAACGCCAGGCAACAACAGAGCUUCGCUAGAUGUGGAGAGCUUCAAGAAUCUGCUCAUGACUGGAAUGCCUACUCCGCGCGCUUCCGGCCAGUCUGCGCGACCUGGAAGCGCUUCGUAUUCGACUAGUAGUGGACAAUUUGAAAGCAGCAGCACAGAUAGCUCUUCAGUAUCGCGGCAGUCGAUAUCAGAGCACCCACAAGAGAUACAUGCUGCGUCGUCGCGAACUUCAGACGACGUAGCAGACGAAGAUGAGGACGAGGGCGUGGGGAUGAUGCCUGAAGUGAAAAAGGGCAAGAAGCAACCCCCGCCUGCGCCCAAGCAUCGUCAUGGCAAACUCGUCGCACCGAGACAGCCACAGACAGUUCCAUUUGACCAAUUCGAAGCAACUGAGCCUGUGGCGCCAGCAAGUGUUAGCCGGACAAACAGCUCAGAUGCGAGUAAGCCGUUUCCGUCGUCUCCGAUGGCCCAGCAGCAGUCACCGUCGCAACCACGGCCGACACCACCAAAACCAAGCGACGCUCCCAAAUCUGCGGAAGAUCCGGCGAAGCCAAAAAAGACCCCUCCACCUGUACCAAUAGCUCGGAGACACAGUCAGUUGAAAACGACGACAACUACGGGAAACCGGUCGCGUAGCAGCUCAAAUCUCACAAUAUCCUCGCAACACUCUAUCGAAGCUCCGCAAACCCCAACAUCAACCUACCAUGACCCAAUGUCGAGCGCAAAGUCACCACCUCCUCCCCCACCCUCUCGAUACGGCGCGCGACUUGCGAACCUAGGAGCUUCAAGCACAAACUCCUCCAGCACAGAGCUAGCACAAUCCUCCAGUUCAGUCCGAAUACCGCGCUCCAUCCCCGAUCCCCCCUCUCCCCGCCGAAACGCUGCAGACUCGGAAGCCCCAUCGCCAGCUCCCAGCAUGCACCGCACCUCCUCCGUCUCCUCAACCCGCAACGCCCAGCGCAACGUCUCAGGCGGAAGCACAGGCAGCAUCAUGCCUCCGCCCCCUCCCCCGCGACGCCGCCAAUCCAACCGCUCGAGCCUCGACCAACAACGCCCAUACCCGUACUCCUCCACCUCCCCCUCCGAGAGCCGCCGCACAAGCACCGAGAUCCGCCACGCGAGCACUGAACACCGGCGCACUAGCGUGGCAAGUGAGAGCUCGCUGCGCCGCGCGUAUGCGCCCGUGGAUGAGAAAGGAGAAAACGAGCAUGCGUUGUAUUCGCCUGUUGAUGAGAAGGAGAGGGUGUUGGGUGUUGAUGAGAGCGUCAGUGUGGGUGCGGAGAAAGGACAGGAAGUGAGGAGUAAUUCGAGUAAUAUACUCGAUGAUAUGGAGAAGUUCCAGCGUGAGAUUGAUGAGUUGAGGACGAGGUAUAAGUAG
Bipolaris victoriae FI3 is the source of this 1914-nucleotide messenger RNA. RefSeq lists its product as hypothetical. NCBI's taxonomy places the organism in Eukaryota, Fungi, Ascomycota, Dothideomycetes, Pleosporales, Pleosporaceae. The coding region runs from base 1 to 1914 and encodes 637 amino acids. The record is from RefSeq and is a predicted model, not a curated record. The transcript has 2 exons.